AUGCAGACAGCGGUGCACCACCUGCAGCCGCAGGUGUUGCCCCAGUAUCCUCGCCAAUCGCUCAAUCGCCCUCUCAACACCAACCCGGCAGCCAUCCCUACUCCCCCGAUCGCUCCACGCAAGCGCAAGAGGCCACAGCAGUAUACCGUCAACUACAGCGAGGUCCAGGAAGUCGAUAGCACAGGCCAAGUUCGCGAGGUUAUCAUCAUCGAAGAUACCCCGCCUCCUCCCACUGCUUCACCCGCCUCAACGGCGCAUACGCAAAUCUAUUCAGCGUCAUAUCAACCGCCGGUGUACUCCGCACACCCUAGAACACGGGCCCGUGCUGCUGCAGAGGCGGCGCAGCUGUCGGCCAGCACGUCUUCUGCACUCACUGCCCAGCCAGCGGCGAAGAAGCGCAAACGAGACCCCGCCGACGAUGCUGGCACCGUCACGAAGAAGGCGAAUGGCCACCUGUCGACCGUCGUAGUCCCACAUAAAACACUGGCCAGCGGUAGCGGUAUCUUCCCUGAGACUGCGUCUAAGGAUCAGGUCCCCUGCGACGACAAGGAAGGACACUACAUAAUCGUGCCCGACGACAUGAUCUACAAACGCUAUCGUACGGUCCGUCUUUUGGGCCAGGGGACCUUCGGAAAGGUGGUCGAGGCUGUCGACACGCACACGAAUACAAGAGUAGCUAUCAAGAUCAUUCGCGCGAUACCCAAAUACCGCGAUGCAAGCAAGAUUGAAGUCCGUGUUCUCCAAAAGCUCAAGGAGCGGGAUCCCACCAAUCGGCAUAAAUGCAUCCAUCUAUUGGAAUGGUUUGACCAUCGGCAUCACAUAUGUCUGGUAUCAGAGUUGCUAGGCAUGUGUGUGUAUGACUUUCUCAAGGAGAACGAGUUUGCGCCCUUUCCACGUCAACAUAUACAAUCAUUUGCUCGGCAAUUACUCGGGAGUGUGGCUUUUCUUCAUGAAUUACGUCUGAUCCACACGGAUCUGAAGCCGGAAAAUAUCUUAUUGGUUAACAACGACUACCGGAUUGUUACGAUCCCUGCUGCGACUGGCAAGCGCAAUGCCACACCACGGAAUAAGCGAAUACUAGAUUCGACGGAAAUCCAUUUGAUUGACUUCGGAUCUGCGACCUUCGAGGACGAAUAUCACUCCAGUGUCGUGUGCACACGUCAUUAUCGUGCUCCUGAAAUUAUUCUCAGUAUGGGUUGGUCUUUUCCUUGUGAUGCGUUCUCCCUUGGCUGCAUCCUAGUCGAGUUCUACACUGGUGUUGCCCUCUUCCAAACACACGACAACCUGGAGCAUCUCGCGAUGAUGGAACAGGUGAUGGGUAAAAUGCCGGAAAGCUUUGCCAAGAACGCCGAGCGGAAUAAGCCGGAGUUCUUCAAGGAGGGCCACAAACUCGACUGGCCGAAACCCAAGGCGUCCAGGCAGAGCAAGAAAGAAGUGCGAGCUUGCCGCAGUUUGCAGGAUAUUAUUCCAGGAACUGACCAAAUCAACAAGCUGUUCCUCGACCUCGUCAGAAGGUUACUCACAUUCGACCCCAGCAAGAGGAUAUCGGUGAGGGAGGCCCUCAACCACCCGUACUUCAAUAUCCAAAUUCCCAACGAAUUGUGA
This is a messenger RNA of Sparassis crispa, 1605 nucleotides long. Its product is annotated as Dual specificity protein kinase lkh1. NCBI's taxonomy places the organism in Eukaryota, Fungi, Basidiomycota, Agaricomycetes, Polyporales, Sparassidaceae. Gene Ontology annotation, molecular function: protein kinase activity; ATP binding. Gene Ontology annotation, cellular component: nucleus. Gene Ontology annotation, biological process: protein phosphorylation. The transcript has 8 exons. The record is from RefSeq and is a predicted model, not a curated record. The coding region runs from base 1 to 1605 and encodes 534 amino acids.